CGGAGUCUCACAUACUACAAAUUCACAUCUGCAGCAUCUGCACUCACCUCUCCUCACUUCUGCCACUGACCCAAGAAGAAGCUACCUUCAAAAACCACUAAAACAUGACAUCCUACACUGACAAAGGUGAAAAGCAUGAGCAGGGCAAGUUUGUCUGCUUUGAUCAUCUCACUUUCUGGGUUGGAAAUGCCAAACAGGCAGCAUCUUACUACUGUAACAAGCUGGGUUUUGAGCCCGUGGCGUAUCGUGGGCUGGAGACAGGUAGUCGUGAUGUUGUGUCUCAUGUGGUGAAACAGGGGAAGAUAAUUUAUGUCUUCACUUCUGCCUUGAAUCCUGGUAAUAAAGAGAUGGGAGAUCACCUGAUAAAACAUGGAGAUGGUGUCAAAGAUGUAGCUUUCACUGUAGAGAACUGUGACUUCCUGGUAGAGAAAGCGAGAGAACGAGGUGCCAUCAUCAUUAAAGAGCCUCACGUUGUGGAGGAUAAGUUUGGCAGGGUGAAGCUCGCAGUGCUGCAGACAUAUGGUGAUACCACUCAUACAUUUGUAGAGCGGGCAGGAUAUAAUGGGAUCUUCCUCCCAGGAUUCCAUGCUCCUCUGUUCUGCGACCCUUUCUUAGCAAAACUGCCAAGCGGGAAGCUGGACUUCAUUGACCAUGUGGUUGGAAAUCAGCCAGACAGUGAGAUGGUGCCAAUAGUGGAGUGGUAUCAGAGGAACCUGCUGUUCCACAGAUUCUGGUCUGUAGAUGACAAGCAGUUGCAGACUGAAUACAGUGCACUGCGCUCCAUAGUAGUGGCCAACUAUGAAGAAACUGUGAAAAUGCCAAUUAAUGAACCAGCCAUGGGGAAGCGCAAGUCCCAGAUUCAGGAGUAUGUGGAGUACUAUGGUGGUGCAGGGGUUCAACACAUCGCCAUGAACACCUCUGACAUCAUCACAGCAAUCCGUAACCUAAAGGAACGUGGUAUGGAGUUCAUGACAGUGCCUGACACUUACUACCAGCAGCUCAGGGAGAAGCUGAAGCUUUCCAAAGUCAAAAUUGUUGAAGACAUCAGAAUAUUGGAGGAACUUAGAAUUUUGGUGGAUUUUGAUGACAAUGGCUACCUACUCCAGAUCUUCACCAAACCGGUACAGGACAGGCCUACAGUGUUUCUGGAGGUCAUCCAGAGACACAACCACCAAGGGUUUGGUGCUGGAAAUUUCAAAUCUCUGUUUGAGGCUAUUGAAGCAGACCAGAAUGCCAGAGGAAACCUCAUCAUCCUUACACCUAAUGGCACAUCACAGAAACUCUGACUUGGCUCUAACUGUUUACAGUAAAUGCAUGGUACACAUAUUUAGAAAUAUGCAUAAUAAACUCUAAUGUUUUACUUAAUCAUAUUUUUAGUUUUGCUUUUAAGCAUGUGCCAAUAUAUUUUGUACCCAAGUGUUUCUGCAACUACAGACACAUCUGACCUUGUGGACCUUUAGAAAAAUCUAAAUGUUUCAUUUACAUUUUAUCUCAAAUUAUAUCAUGUUUAAUGCCAUUUUGUGGUUGAAAUUAUAUUAUAAUAUGGUAGUGGAAAUUAUAUUUUUGGAAUAGAAUUCAUUGUUUUACAUAUCCUGUCUUUUUACAAGUGCUGUAUGCAUAAUUUUCAAAAUUACACCUUGAUUGGAAAUGAAGCACAAUAAAAAGAUUCGUUUCAUGAGAAUAGAACCUUUUUCUUGGAUUUUAACACAGCACACUGAAAUCUCGCUGAAAAAAAUGCCACAACAGUUCACAACGAGAGUCAUAAUGCAUGCCUAUAUAUUUUGUGUAUUUAAAAAUCUAU
Molecule: messenger RNA, 1801 nt
Organism: Carassius carassius (crucian carp)
Lineage: Eukaryota; Metazoa; Chordata; Actinopteri; Cypriniformes; Cyprinidae
Gene: hpdb
Product: 4-hydroxyphenylpyruvate dioxygenase b
Exons: 14
Coding region: 105-1286 (393 amino acids)
Biological process (GO): L-tyrosine catabolic process
Cellular component (GO): Golgi membrane; endoplasmic reticulum membrane
Molecular function (GO): 4-hydroxyphenylpyruvate dioxygenase activity
Source: RefSeq, a predicted model, not a curated record